This is a messenger RNA of Bacillus rossius redtenbacheri, 632 nucleotides long. RefSeq lists its product as uncharacterized. The coding region runs from base 6 to 467 and encodes 153 amino acids. Gene Ontology annotation, molecular function: odorant binding. The record is from RefSeq and is a predicted model, not a curated record. The transcript has 6 exons. NCBI's taxonomy places the organism in Eukaryota, Metazoa, Arthropoda, Insecta, Phasmatodea, Bacillidae.
UCGACAUGAGGUCGUCAUUGCUGGCGCUGCUGGCGGUCUGCCUCGCGUCCGGACUUCACGCCCGCGUGUUGCAGAAGCAGCCCUUGUUCGGCGACGAGGAGCGGCUCAUCUCAGAGGCCGAGGAGCAGUGCGCCGCCCUGCUGCCCGCGCAAACCGCAGAUUCAUGUCUUGGAAGAAGUUUCAACAUCACGGAAGAAUGCAAGUGCUACUGGUCGUGCUUUUGGAAGAAAUUCAAGUUUGAGCGCGAGGACGGGUCCAUCGACAGGGACCUGGUGAUGGAGUUCAUCGGCAGCUACGCGCAGUCGCCCGGUGACGUCAUGAGCUCGCGCGUUGAGCGCACCGUGGACGCCUGCGUGGCGGAGUCGACGGCGGGCUGCGGCCGGGUGAAGCAGAUCCUGGAGUGCGUGGGCGACAGCUACGGCGCCGGCGAUGACAGCGGCUCGGAGGACGACUACGGCGUGUCCUAGACCCGGGGCGCCCCACCGCCCACCCUGCCUCGCUGCUCGUCCAAGCCAGCGGCAUUACAACGGACACACGCAGACUAACGAGGAGAUAUCGAUUAUAUUUGUUUUUGAAUUCAACCGAACACGGUACUGUGUGUGAUUUAACAAGUGCAAGUAAACUAUUUACAU